AGGACAAAAAACACAAAAGAUGGUUCCUGCGGUUGAUUCGAAGAACAAGAAGCAGCCGAUCAUCUCCAUCCCUUCUUCUCCGGAGCUGAAAUCCUCUUCGAUUGAUGAUGAAAACGAAGAAUCCCAAGAAGAAGACGAUGGAGAAGUUUCCGAAGAUGAAUAUGUUGACGAUACCGAUCGAGAUUGGGAGGAUUCGAGCAUUGGUGAGGACGACGACGAUGAAGACGACGACGACGAUGAUGAUGAUGUCUCUAGUGGCUCUGUUGCUGUGGAGGAUCCAUGCGAAAGGGUCAUCGACCUUCUUAAAAGAAAGAAAAGUCUGGAUGUUUUGAAGCUUGAUCAGUGCAAAGCCUAUUUGAGAAAGCAUUCUCUUAGAUUGAGUGGGACUAAAGCUGCUUGCAUUGAAAGAAUUCAGGAAUAUUGGAGGAUGAAAGACGGAAACGGUGAAUUGCAGUAUCCAAAGUCAUCAUUUGUUAUUGAUUGUACAGGUGAUGUAUGUAAAGGCGAUGUUGUCCUGUUCAGGCAGAAAAUUUAUAGCAAAUUUGACAAAGUUACAAGGGGUGCGAAGGUCAUUGGCAAAAGAAUUGUUGCUGGGAGAAUUGUGAAAGAAAGUUAUGGUUCAGCCAAGCAGCAGCAUACCUUUACUGUGGAAGUAUUAUGGAGUGAAGGAAAGCAAGCAUUGGCUCCAUUAUUUCCAUUGCUUGUGAAAGGACGGAACCUUUAUAGAUUGAAAACAUUUAGACAGCCUUGGAAUGAUGAAGCAGAGAGAGCUAAGGUUUUAGACGAGAAGCACAAGAGAGGAGCUGCAGCAAGGCAUGUCAGAGCCAUUGCGAGAGGGAACAAUGCAAAAAAAGGUUUGAAGCGGCAGAUAAAUUGCUCAACUAAAGGAGAGCCUCAUAAUAAGAGACAGAGGAAAGCAGAAAUCAUGCCAGGUAGACCAAAGUGUAAACCAAAUAAUUACUGUGAAACAGCUCCAGUUUACUGUCAUGGGAUGGCCAAGGAAUAUAAAACAAGAUUUCCUGGUUGGUUGACAUCUGGAAUUCCAACAGAAACCUAUCAAACAGGAAGUGAGCCUACACUGUUUUGUGCUUCUUCCAUUUCAUCCAUGCAUGAGAAGGCUGAGAAGAUCAGUAACAAAAGGUUUCCUGACUCAUCAACAUCUGUUUUGCGGGAAAAAACCAAUCAUCAUCAUGGAAGUGAGAUUUAUAAUCUGUUCAGUGCUCCUUCCUUUAACAAUAAAAAAGCUCCAGCAAACAGUCAUGGGAAUGCCAAGGACUGGAUUACAAAAUAUCCUGUUUCAUCAUCAUCUGGCCUUUCAAAUGAAACCUAUCCUUAUGGAAGCGAGAUUCAUACGCAGAUUCGUGCUACAUGUGGCAUUAAUAUGAAUGCCAAGAAAGUCAGCGACACAAGCUCUACUGCUUUGUCAUCUUCUGAUUUUUUGAAGGAAAGCCCAUCAUCAUGGAACUGAGAUUCAGAGUAUACAGUUUCGUGCUCCGUCUUUGCACCAUGAAAUGGCUCUGGCCAACAGCCAUGGGAAUCAGAACUGGAAAAUGAAAUUUCCUGGUUUAUUAUCUGCUCUUUGGAAGGAACCUUGUCAUCAUGAAAGUGAGAUUUCUACGCAGUUCCAUGCUCCAUCAUUUCACGAUGGAGCCCAUAAUCAUGGAAGUGAUAUUCAUUAUACACAGAUUCAUGCUCCAUCCUUUCACCAUGGAACAGCUCGAGUUAACAACAUUCCCUGGAAGGCUAAAAAGAUGCGGAACAGAAGAUUUCCUUGUUCAUCACCGUCAUCUGGUCUUUUGAAAGAAAUCCGUUAUCAUGAAGAAGACAGUAGUCAUGCACAAUAUCGAGCUCCAUCCCUUAACCAUGAGACAUCUCAAACAAACAACCAUUCGAGGGAGAUUGUUCAUGGACGAUAUCAUGCAAAUAGCAAUAGGAAGGCAAAGAAGGCCCGGUACACUACAUUUCUUGGUUCAUGAUCAACUAGUGUUACGAAAGAAAUGCAUCAUCAUGGAAGCUAGCUGAUACAAAGUUUAGUAAUACUUCUUCCCUUGACUAUCUACCCGUCAAUGCUGAUUACAAUGUUUACAACAAGUCUCAGAUUGAAUACUGGAACUCAGGAUAUGAAUUACCUCCAUUACUGCAAUUUUCUGGCUCGAGGAAGUGAUGUUCGUAGGUCUAGGCUCUGACCUCCAAUUAAGAGCUCAGGCUGUAGAUGAAUGGGGGGAGUUUUUGCAGUUUCAGCUCCAAAACUUUGAUUAAUUUUCUUCUUUUGUAUUGUCAAGGCUCUGAAUACUAAUUUUAGUGCAAUGUUAUCACUGAAAAUGUUUGUUUCUUCUA
This is a messenger RNA of Dioscorea cayenensis subsp. rotundata (Guinea yam), 2337 nucleotides long. Its product is annotated as zinc finger CCCH domain-containing protein 62. The coding region runs from base 20 to 1468 and encodes 482 amino acids. The record is from RefSeq and is a predicted model, not a curated record. Lineage: Eukaryota; Viridiplantae; Streptophyta; Magnoliopsida; Dioscoreales; Dioscoreaceae. The transcript has 9 exons.